Ambispora leptoticha is the source of this 1518-nucleotide messenger RNA. Lineage: Eukaryota; Fungi; Glomeromycota; Glomeromycetes; Archaeosporales; Ambisporaceae. The record is from the annotation of a GenBank genome assembly.
AUGCAUCAAGCGUUUCUCAUAACUUUAAAGCAAUAUAUACUAAAAGAUGAUUGUGACUUAAUAAAAAACGAAAUUAAUCGUUUUUCACAAGUAAACAAUCAAGUGAAUAUAAUAAACAAAAAAGACGAACACUGUGAUACACUUAUACAUUUCGCUGCAAGGCAUCAUGCAAAAAAUGCGUUGAAAAUUUUGGUAGAAUUUGGUGGUGAUGUGGCGAGUGUUAAUAUUCAUGGACGCCAGCCACUCCAUGAAGCUAUUGAAGAUUUAGAAUGUGUACAAUUUCUGUGCCGACAACCAAAUAUUGAUGUUGAUUCAAUGAAAGGUCGACUUCAGAUAGUAAAAGAAUUGAUCUCGAAGGGGGCAAAUGACAAAUUAUUAAACAAAGAUGGAUGGAAUAGUCUUCAUCUCGCAUCAAAAGAAGGUCAUCUAGACGUAGUUAAAUUCCUUCACGAAAAAUCACCAGAAUCCUCCCUUGUACCCAGCAAUUCUGGUCGGCUACCAAUCCAAACGGCUGCAUUAUGCAAUCAUCGUGAAAUAGUUUAUUAUUUCUUGGCUUCAUCAUCACAAGACUCUAUAAAAUUCUUGUUAUCUGCAAAAGAUAAUUCUGGACUCAAUUUGCUUCAAAACGCUGUAGUUUCUGGAAACCUUGAGCUUGUUCAACGUUUAGUUGUGGAAUAUGAUGUUUCAAUUACGGAAAGGGACAAAUUAGGACGACAAACGAUUCACCAUGCUGCGAUGACAGGAAAUGUUGAGGUGGCUAGAUUUUUGAUGAUUCGUUGUUGUGAGAAUGAAAAGAAUAAAAAUGAGAAGAGGGUAGAUUUUAUUAACUCUCUCGAUGAGUGGGACAUGUGGACUCCAUUACAUUAUGCUUCAAAGCAAGGAUAUGAAGAAAUGGUAAAGUUCCUGGUGGAAGAGUGCGGAGCGAAGAUAAAUCCUAGAGACAAACUUGGAAGGACUCCUUUGGAUAUUGGCAAUAAUUAUUGUCUAAAUUAUGAAAAAUUUGACUCAGUAUAUAAGAACUGGCGUAGAAAAUACACUAAAGGUCUUUCGGCGUCUAUGUUAUUUAUAUGGGGUUUAUCCUCUUUUAUUUUCGGAACAUACGCGAUCACCGUUGAGCUUGCAAUUCCUUUGAUAGUCCAACAGGAACUUUAUGGAAUCUUAUGUCUGGUGUGUCAUGUUCAGUGCUUAUAUUAUAAAUGUGAAAAUGAUAAAGAUGAAAUAGUAAUCAUUGAAAAUGGAAGAGCUGAACAACAACCAUUGAUGGUACCAGAAAACGGAACGAUGCAAUAUAAUUCAAUCCAAAUCGCAGAGAACAAAUUAGAUACAAGGGAAGCGCGACUAUCUGGAAUUCGACAAGCAAAAUAUUUUACUUUGUUUUUGCUUUGGAUUUUGGGAUUCGGCUUUGCGCAAUUAUUUGGUGUCAUCCUAUUAAAAGUAAAGAUUUUAUUUAAGCUUAGAAGUUUGGAUUACGUUACUUCUUUAGAUAAAAUCACAUUCAAAUUCACAGAACUUAGGUAA